Molecule: messenger RNA, 281 nt
Organism: Paraglomus occultum
Lineage: Eukaryota; Fungi; Glomeromycota; Glomeromycetes; Paraglomerales; Paraglomeraceae
Source: the annotation of a GenBank genome assembly
AUUACAAGCCACAAUGAGCAAAUCAGUGUACCCACAUUCAAAGAUGCGAGACGGCCUUCGCAUGAAUACACAAUGGAGGAAGCAAAUUCAAGCAAGAACACUGGCAUUAAUACUUCUCCACAGUUUGGCGUCUCGGAAGCGAAUCGUCGGCGGUUUCAGAUGGAGUUGGAGUUUAUUCAGUGCUUAGCUAAUCCAUGGACAGAUUUAGCUCAACAAGGCAACUUCGAUGAUCCAACCUUUCUCAACUAUCUUCGGUACUUGAAGUACUGGCAAAAGCCACA